UUAAUCGGGCUUCGCUGCACACCAACUCAUACUCGAACAGCCCAGAUGAAGCAGAGCAGCGAGCAGCAGAUGACCAAUUUCUGAUUUCAUAGCGACUAGUUUCUUCUGGGGUUGUUUAAUUAAGCUUGAAAUUUAAUGGGUCUGGCUUUGCUUUUUGUUUAAGGCUCAUUCGGACUUUUCCCAGCAGUCCAGCACCCACUGCAGUGCGCGCACACACCAAUUCAAACAGUUGUUCAAUUUGUACCAAUGGGACGAACAAUCGCAUUGGAGCUCAAGUGUGCUAGAAAUGUCCAAGGCAUCGCUGUGGAUCCGCAGCCUGACUGGAGUCUCGAUUCUCUCUUGCUCGAGAUCAAUUCUAUCGAAAACAAGCUCAAUUUAUCGCUUUCUUCGCGGGAACUCUUGCCUGGAAAAGGAAUUAAACGAAAUCCGGCUUUUGUUAUGAGAGUGUCAGACGAUGAGAUGGAGAAUGAAGAGUGUAAUGCUGACAGCGAUGACAGCUUCGAUGUUGAGAGUCGAGCGUUAGUUGUGGGCACACGCUUUGCAUGUGAUGAUGAUUUCAGUGACAGUGAGGAUUCCGAGCAUGAGUUGGUGCUUAAUAGCGAACCAUGUCUGAUGGAGAAAGUGGGAUUAGUCGAAGGUGCACUAUCUGAGCUAACCCAUGAACAUCGUAUUGUGGUUAUGGAGGAAGUUAGAAACCAAAUAUCGACCCUGGAAGCAGAUCUGGCAGAUAAAAAUGAGAAGUUUACUUCUGCAAUUGCUCGUGUAGAAAAGCACAGUGAAGCACGCAGGGAAAUGGAGAAAAAGCUUGAUUUGCAGUAUCAGCGUACAGUUGCAGAAGAUCUUGAUAAGUACCUGACUGAUGUACAGAGACGGCAUGAACAAAGAUCUCAAAUAGAAGAAAGAAGAAUAAGAGAUGAUGCGGCUGUUGAAGAGGCCAAAAGACGUCAAGAAGAAAAGCAUAGGCAGGAGAAGAUAAAAGCAGAAGCAGAGAUGCAGGCUAGACUUGAAGCUGAAAAAAAGAGAGCAGAAGAAGUGAAGGCUUUGGAAUCUCAACGAGCAGCAAAAGAAGCAGCGGAGAAGUUAGCUGCUGAAAAUUCAAAAAAGGCUGCUGCAUUAGCAAUAUCACCUGAAGCUACUGCACAAAUAGAGAGAACUCAGGCUGAUAAAGCAGAAAAGGCUGCAUCAGGGUCUUUUCUCAAAGGUGCAGAAAGAGCUUUGAAAAUGGAGGAACUAAGAUCACAGAUAUACAAAGAAGUUGCUGCUGAAGCUGAGGCAUUGCGUAGAAAUAUGGAUCUUCGCAGCCAUGAAAUGCAGAUAGCUAGACGAAUUAGACAAAUUAGUGGGACAACAGAAAGUGUUAGAGGAAAAGCAAUGGAACUCGUCACACUUAUCUCCAAUUCAACGAGCCCACGAUCCAGUACAGCAAUUUUUGCAGAGAAGAUAGUAUCUCAGUGUGUCAAUCCAUCUGGAAGCUUCAGUAAAUCUGUUUAUGCUUAUGCUCAAGUAGUUGUUCUUGUUACAUCAAAGGUUCCACAAACCAUGGACAUUCUUCUUGCUGAAUUAAACAGGGUUUGCAUAUACACUGUUCCGAAAUAUAUGAAAUACUCUGAGUCAAUAUUCAAAACCAAAGAAGCUUACUACAAAGCCAUUGGAUUUAAAGAAGAGAAUGGAAAGCUUGAAAAUCGUGAUACUUAUGUAGAACGAGUGAGGUCAUGUAUGAAGCUAUACGGGGCACUUGUUCAGACUGAAGCUGAAGGAGUAAAAAACCCACAUGGAAUCGAAGAAGGCUGGGCAUGGAUCGCCAGAUGUUUGAAUGCUCUUCCAGCCAAUUUAUACACUGCUGUUUCACUGCAGGCUUUUCUUGAAAUGGCAGGCUUCGCUCUAUACAGAAAAUACAGAUCCCAGUUCAAGAAGAUACUCAAUAUCAUUUCUCGAAACUUCAUUACUGCACUCAAACAACAACCAGAUCUAGCCAAUGUAGUCAUGAACAUCCAGGUAUACAUAGAUUCAAAGAAAUUCCUCGAGGAACCUGAUGGCCGACGUAUGCAGAGUUCUUUAUUAUCAAGUGAAGCUGUUCCCGAAACAAAUUACCAAGGGUCAUAUCAUCACAAUUCAUCAAACAGAGAUCAGUAUAGCUAUCAGUCAUACAGACAACAUUAUUAGCAUUUGAAAUUUUUUACCGAGCUUUGACAUGAGUGUAAAGUGUAACCAGUGUAUCAUUGUAUUUUCAUCUUGAAACUAAUUGAUUAGUUUCAAGUUCAUAAUUGUCCACCAUAUGUAUAAUUUUGCGAUUUGCAAAUGCUACUUGCUAAUAGGAUAAACAUAGAACAUUGGUUUGCUCGUUCUUUAUUUGUCAGUACUGAUAAAUUUGUGAUAUACAUACAAUCGCAGUAAGGGACAG
Messenger RNA from Daucus carota subsp. sativus, 2401 nucleotides. RefSeq names its product mRNA export factor GLE1. NCBI's taxonomy places the organism in Eukaryota, Viridiplantae, Streptophyta, Magnoliopsida, Apiales, Apiaceae. Gene Ontology annotation, biological process: poly(A)+ mRNA export from nucleus. The transcript has 15 exons. Gene Ontology annotation, molecular function: translation initiation factor binding; inositol hexakisphosphate binding; phospholipid binding. Bases 247 to 2163 code for a protein of 638 amino acids. The record is from RefSeq and is a predicted model, not a curated record. Gene Ontology annotation, cellular component: nuclear pore; cytoplasm; nuclear pore cytoplasmic filaments.